CUCGCCGCAGCUGCUCGUGCGCUCGUGGCUGCCGCUAAUUACCUCAGCUGGGGGCCGUGGGAAGACUUGGAGGCCAAAGGUCGCGACUCCUGGUUCCUAUCACCACCGCUGUAAAGAGUUGAGCUAUGGCUACAAUCCGCUUUGGGCAGCAUGUCAUAAAGGCCACGUCUGUGUUCCUGCAAACAGAACUGUCCUUUGCUCUGGUCAACCGGAAGCCUGUGGUUCCUGGUCAUGUCUUAGUGUGUCCAUUAAGGCCGGUCGAACGGUUCCGUGACCUGCGUCCGGAUGAAGUGGCUGACCUGUUCACCACCACCCAGAUAGUGGCCAACAUCGUGGAGAAGCACUUCAAGGCAUCGUCAUUGACCAUUGCCAUACAGGACGGACCCGAGGCCGGACAGACGGUGAAGCAUGUCCACGUCCACGUGUUGCCGAGGAGAGCCGGCGACUUUGAGAGGAACGACAGCAUCUACGACGAGCUCCAGAAACAUGACAAAGACUCUGAAGAUGUUCCCUCCAAAUGGAGAUCGGAGGAAGAGAUGGCAAAAGAAGCGACAGAGCUGAGGGGCCUCUUUAGUUAACUUCCUCUGACUCUGCACUUGCUAAAGAAAAGCUAUGGUGAUUUUACAUGAAGAUUUAGCAUCAACUUUUUAUUUGUAAUCACACACACACACACACACACACACACACACACACACAUU
Molecule: messenger RNA, 698 nt
Organism: Colossoma macropomum (tambaqui)
Lineage: Eukaryota; Metazoa; Chordata; Actinopteri; Characiformes; Serrasalmidae
Gene: fhit
Product: fragile histidine triad diadenosine triphosphatase
Exons: 8
Coding region: 126-578 (150 amino acids)
Biological process (GO): negative regulation of proteasomal ubiquitin-dependent protein catabolic process; intrinsic apoptotic signaling pathway by p53 class mediator; diadenosine triphosphate catabolic process
Cellular component (GO): cytoplasm; nucleus; plasma membrane
Molecular function (GO): ubiquitin protein ligase binding; bis(5'-adenosyl)-triphosphatase activity
Source: RefSeq, a predicted model, not a curated record